Messenger RNA from Oncorhynchus keta (chum salmon), 1050 nucleotides. RefSeq lists its product as uncharacterized. The record is from RefSeq and is a predicted model, not a curated record. The transcript has 7 exons. Bases 1 to 1050 code for a protein of 349 amino acids. Lineage: Eukaryota; Metazoa; Chordata; Actinopteri; Salmoniformes; Salmonidae.
AUGUACUAUACCAACUGGAGGGGUUUAAAUCCCCUGACGUCAUUAGUACUAAACCAACUGGAAGUACUAUACCAACUGGAGGGUAUAAAUCACCCUGACGUCAUUAGUACUAUACCAACUGGACUGUUUUAUAGCAUUACCAACCCAGACUGUUGGUCCAGGUGGUACACUGGACUGUUCUAUAGUAUUACCAACCCAGACCGUUUGUCCAGGUGGUACACUGGACUGUUCUAUAGUAUUACCAACCCAGACCGUUUCUGUUGGUCCAGGUGGUACACUGGACUGUUCUAUAGUAUUACCAAACCAGACUGUUGGUCCAGGUGGUACACUGGACUGUUCUAUAGUAUUACCAACCCAGACCGUUUCUGUUGGUCCAGGUGGUACACUGGACUGUUCUAUAGUAUUACCAACCCAGACUGUUGGUCCAGGUGGUACACUGGACUGUUCUAUAGUAUUACCAACCCAGACCGUUUCUGUUGGUCCAGGUGGUACACUGGACUGUUCUAUAGUAUUACCAACCCAGACUGUUGGUCCAGGUGGUACACUGGACUGUUCUAUAGUAUUACCAACCCAGACCGUUUCUGUUGGUCCAGGUGGUACACUGGACUGUUCUAUAGUAUUACCAACCCAGACUGUUGGUCCAGGUGGUACACUGGACUGUUCUAUAGUAUUACCAACCCAGACUGUUGGUCCAGGUGGUACACUGGACUGUUCUAUAGUAUUACCAACCCAGACUGUUGGUCCAGGUGGUACACUGGACUGUUCUAUAGUAUUACCAACCCAGACCGUUUCUGUUGGUCCAGGUGGUACACUGGACUGUUCUAUAGUAUUACCAACCCAGACUGUUGGUCCAGGUGGUACACUGGACUGUUCUAUAGUAUUACCAACCCAGACUGUUGGUCCAGGUGGUACACUGGACUGUUCUAUAGUAUUACCAACCCAGACCGUUUGUCCAGGUGGUACACUGGACUGUUCUAUAGUAUUACCAACCCAGACCAUUUCUGUUGGUCCAGACGGUUGGUCCAGGUGGUACACUGGACUGUUCUAUAG